Messenger RNA from Colletotrichum orchidophilum, 1257 nucleotides. Its product is annotated as beta-lactamase family protein. The record is from RefSeq and is a predicted model, not a curated record. The transcript has 3 exons. NCBI's taxonomy places the organism in Eukaryota, Fungi, Ascomycota, Sordariomycetes, Glomerellales, Glomerellaceae. The coding region runs from base 1 to 1257 and encodes 418 amino acids.
AUGAGCUCUUUCGAGGACCUCAUCGAGACCGCCGUCCGCGAUGGUAUCCUCCCGGGCGUCGUCCUUUACGCAAAGGACAAAUCUGGACAACUCGACUACGCCAAAGUCAUCAGCCCAGAGAACACACCUCACAUUCCCACCCUAACCUCCUCAUCAACCCUCUGGCUUGCCUCCGCCACAAAGCUCAUUACCACAAUCGCCGUCCUCCAGCUCGUCGAGCGCGGCAAAGUGACCCUCGACGAGGACGUCGCACCCCACAUCCCCGCCUUAGCCUCCCAACAAGUCCUCACCGGCUUCACUUCCACCUCGGACGACGAUGCGAGACCGGUCCCGAUCCUCGAACCCCGCGGGAACCCCCUGACCCUCCGUCACCUCCUGACCCACUCCGCCGGCACCACCUACGACUUCCUCUCCCCGGACGUCAUCCAACGCUGGCAGGCCCUCAACGACAUCACGCCCAUCUCCGGCGCCAACGUCGAAGAGCGCUUCGCCCACCCGCUCGUCUACCAGCCGGGCCGCGAAUGGUCCUACAGCAACAGCAUAGACUGGGCAGGCUGUGUCGUCGAGUCCGUCACGGGCGUCGACCUGGAGACCUACCUCCGCACCAACAUCUUUGAACCCCUCGGCCUCGAAUCCUUCACCUUUUCCCGUGCCCGCGUCGCCGGUGAGGAGGAGGCGGGGGAGAAAAAGAAGGGGGGGGAGAAGGGAAACAACACCCUCUGGCCACUAAGCGAACGCGAAGCCUCAACGGGCCGCGUGAUCCCGCACACCACCGGUGUCGGCAUCGACCUCCAACGUGGCGUCGAGGCCCCGCUCGGCGGGCAGGGCUUGUACGGGCGUAUGGACGAGUACCUCGUGAUCCUGCACUCCCUGCUCCUCGACGACGGCAGGCUCCUCCGCCCGCAGACCGCGGCGGGGAUGUUCCGCCCGCAGCUGGGCGAGGCCUCAAAGAAGAGUCUCUUGGAGAAAAUGGAGGAUUCGUCGUGGACUGUCGGGGACCUGCCCCCGACGCGGGAGUAUGACUGGGCGUUUGGCGGGUUGCUCGUCGACGGGGAGGCGCAUCCGCGCCGGAGGCCGGGGACAUUGAUUUGGGGCGGGGCGGCGAAUAUCUUUUGGUGGAUCGACCGCGAAACCGGACUCGCUGGUGUGUUUGGCACCCAGAUCAUGCCGGCCGGCGAGGCGGUGACCAGGGGCUACAUCAAAGCCUUUGAAGACGAAAUGUACUCGAGAGUCCAGAGUUUGAAGAGAGGGUAUUGA